Rhododendron vialii is the source of this 1580-nucleotide messenger RNA. RefSeq names its product UPF0235 protein At5g63440. The transcript has 8 exons. The record is from RefSeq and is a predicted model, not a curated record. NCBI's taxonomy places the organism in Eukaryota, Viridiplantae, Streptophyta, Magnoliopsida, Ericales, Ericaceae. The coding region runs from base 38 to 688 and encodes 216 amino acids.
AGAGAGAGAGAGAGAGAGAGAGAGAGAGAGAGAGAGGAUGCCGAAGAGGACGACGCACACGUACUCGAGUGAGGACGCGGCACCAGAAGGGCCCGACUCGGAUCUCUUUGUGUACUAUUGCAAGCACUGCGGCUGUCAUGUCCUCAUCACUGACACCCAGUUGCAGAAAAUGCCUAAAAGGAAAACAGACAAAGCAUAUGUGUUGGACAAGAAGAAGCAUCUUGCAAGACUCAAUAUAAAUGAGGCAGGAAAAGUUCUCUUAAAACGUGGGGAAGGGAAAUUGGAGAAGCAGUUCCGUAUGAACUGCAUGGGAUGUGGACUGUUUGUUUGCUAUCGCUCAGAAGAAGAUUUGGAAUUUGCCUCUUUCAUAUACGUCAUUGAUGGUGCACUUAGUACAGUUGCUGCUGAAACUAACCCACAGGAUGCCCCGGUGCCCCCUUGCAUAUCACAGUUAGAAGGAGGACUUGUUCAGGUGGCAAUAGAAGUGGAAGAUCGUGCACAACGCUCUGCAAUCACUAGAGUUAAUGCUGAUGAUGUUCGAGUGACUGUAGCCGCACCUGCAGCCCGUGGGGAAGCUAAUAAUGAACUUCUGGAAUUAAUGGGGAAAGUAUUGGAUUUGAGACUGAGCCAGAUGACCCUUCAGAGAGGUUGGAAUAACAAAUCAAAGCUCCUUGUGGAGAACCAGUAGUCAUAUGCCUGCUUGUUGAGGGACUCUUUCCUGGAUUUCGAUCUGGAAGAGGACGACCACUAGGAUUUAUACUCUGAAGAAAGGGAUGGAAGGGAGUGAGUUGGUUUUUUAGGAUUAAAAGCCUAUGCAGUAGAUUCCAUUUUCUGCAUUUUUCGCAAGGUAAUUGUAAAAUGACGCAAUUAUCAUUACACUGGAAGUAAGAUAAUUGUGAUAUAAGAGGUGAGAUGACCAAAUUAGCUUAAAGGUAUCGGACCAUCUAUGUCAAACUGGUCUCAUUUUUCCCCUUAAGGACUAUCUAUCUGAUUGUCUUCCUCUUUUAAUUACUGUGGCCGUACUUCCCCAUUUUGGUUCCUUGUUUCUCUUUGCUAUAAAUGGUCUACCAAUCUCGCAUCCGGAGCAUUUUUCAUGUAAUUUGCUGACAUUGGACUUCUAAACCAGGUGGAGGAUUUGUCUGCUAGGCAGGUGUAUGAGAAACUUCUCGAAGCUGUGCAACCAUGAAACUUCUACAUCGGUGCAAUAGAAGCUUGGAUGCUGAGACUUUCGAUGUUUUUGUUCUCAAUUGUUUUUCUGACGAGGACAAUUUGCUCAAGCGACUCUUCGAAAACUGAUUGCUGAAUUAUCUCAAUCCAUCCGGUGUGCUUAUGUAAUGUAUUCUUGAAUGUCACAGAUUCAAGAUCAAUAGAAAAAAAGGUUGAAUAUCUUUUGCUCAUACGUUCUGAGUUUUUGGGAGAAUGAUUUUAGAGGAUGAACGAUGCUUUGUAACAUUCAGAGGCAAAGCAGUGUAACUGUGUAACUACAAAGGAUUCUUGUUGUCCUAGUGGAGAUGUCAUCUUGUUAGUGCUUUGAUGGAGGGAAAUUGCAGUAAGUUCCAUUAUGUUGCUGCCAAAACAAA